This is a messenger RNA of Paramormyrops kingsleyae, 6559 nucleotides long. Its product is annotated as cytoplasmic phosphatidylinositol transfer protein 1. The record is from RefSeq and is a predicted model, not a curated record. NCBI's taxonomy places the organism in Eukaryota, Metazoa, Chordata, Actinopteri, Osteoglossiformes, Mormyridae. Gene Ontology annotation, biological process: phospholipid transport. Gene Ontology annotation, molecular function: phosphatidylinositol transfer activity; phosphatidylinositol binding. Gene Ontology annotation, cellular component: cytoplasm.
AUUUGCAAUCCCUAAAUUCAUCCAUUGCCUGCCAACAUGAAUUGACCAUUUUGUAGGCUACUGUACAUACUUUGUUCAAACCAAAAGUCGUGCAUAUUUGCACACACGAAACUAAAACGCUUGUAUUUGGUUCCUUUUGAAAGAUUCCUGUGCACAAGACAUUAAGCUAACUUUUCGGGCUGAUUACAUAAACAGAAAGUAAUUGGUGGAAAUUGUAUUCUAAUUAAAUAUUUGCUGACUAUCGUAAAAUAUAUGCUCGUGCCGCCACGUUACAUUCUUUGUACCUUUAAAUUGUUGCAUCAUGCAGAAAUAUCAGGGAUUGUUUGUUAUUGAGUGAAUUAAUAUAGGCACAGUUGAUCGAUACGUGGGCGUGCGUCAUCCGCACAACGCCACUAAACCUACCCCAGAGAUAAAGUGUUCACUGUAAGGCAGAUGUUUUUAUUUUGCAUCGUGAUGAUGGAAGUCAGAUGGAUUGACAAAAGUGAACUACGGUCUGCUUACAUGCGGUGCGCUUCCUGCCCCGUGUGGUUAGUGUAGAUGUUUCCGUAGCUGCAGCGAAGUGUAACGUCGUAGCUCUUAGAGCUUAUACUGCUCACAUCCCCUGACUGAGAGCGCCGUGACCCGGGCGACUGCGCUUGCAAUUUUGGCAUCAAGAGGAAAACAAAGCCGAUAUUUCCUUAACGGAAAGAAACGCCAUAUAAUCGGUGAUGUAAAUCACAGUGCAACGGGAUUAUUAUUCACUCCGGGAAGAAUACAGCAGUAAAGUGGACCGCAAUUCCAGAGACAACGGCUGGUCACUAACAAAGAUGAGCUACUGUUGUGCAUUUUUUAGCAGAAAGCUGCAUUCCUUGCAAUCUGGAGUUGACAGCUGAAGAGUCGUAAUUUUUAUUACAGGAGAAGUCAACAGCUAUUUCACAAUCGCAUUGUCUAAACCACUGAAACACUUUAUUUUAUUUUCGAAUGGACAUACCGUAGUAGUCGAAUCGUUUUGAUAUUUUAAUCGUACCUUUUUUUUGCCCGGUUGUGGUGCGGACAAAAAGACCAGCUUAGCGUUGCAGUUAAGCAGCCGAUUACUAUUGGAAAUUAUGCCCGAAUUAAAAUGAACAAUAUAUCUUAAAAGGACACUGUAUCGGUCUGGGUUAAUGCUCUAAAGCUUUUUUCGUAUAUCAAAUGCUGGAGUAGAAUUAAAUCAUCCGUGAUACGGUAACUUUUGUAAGAAUAUACAUAUCGAAUAUACUUUAAACAACGAGGACUGUUACAGUAUCAGCGGAAUAUGUUGUUGAAAGAGUACAGAAUAUGUAUGCCGCUAACGGUGGAAGAGUACAGGAUCGGACAGCUGUACAUGAUCAGCAAGCAUAGUCACGAGCAGAGCGACCGCGGGGAGGGCGUGGAGGUGGUGCAGAACGAGCCCUAUGAUGACCCCGUCCAUGGGUGUGGUCAGUUCACUGAGAAGCGGGUUUACCUGAACAGUAAGCUCCCCAGCUGGGCUAGAGCAGUGGUCCCGAAAAUCUUCUAUGUGACGGAGAAGGCCUGGAACUACUACCCCUACACCAUCACAGAGUACACAUGCUCAUUCUUGCCGAAGUUUUCCAUCCACAUAGAAACCAAGUAUGAGGACAACAAAGGCAGCAACGACCAUAUCUUCGACUGCGAAACCAAGGACCAAGAGAGAGAGGUGUGCUUUGUCGACAUUGCCUAUGACGAGAUUCCUGAGCGAUACUACAAGGAGUCAGAGGAUCCGCGCCAAUUCAGGUCGGAGAAGACGUCACGAGGGCUGCUGCAGGAGGGCUGGCGGGACACGCAGGAGCCCAUCAUGUGCUCCUACAAGCUGGUGACGGUUAAGUUCGAGGUGUGGGGUCUGCAGACUCGCGUGGAGCAGUUCGUGCACAAGGUUGUGCGGGACGUCCUACUACUGGGACACAGGCAGGCCUUCGCCUGGGUGGACGAGUGGAUCGACAUGACAAUGGAUGAGGUGAGAGAAUUUGAACGCGCCACUCAAGAAGCGACCAAUAAGAAGAUCGGGAUCUUCCCCCCAUCCAUCUCCAUCAGCGAGACCCCCCUGGCAUCUUACGCCCGCAGCGGCCCCUCCAGUGCCCCCUCCACCCCCCUCACCACUGAGGCGCCCGAGUUCCUGUCCGUGCCCAAGGACCGGCCCCGGAAGAAAUCGGCUCCUGAGACGCUCACACUGCCCGACCCCGCAAGCAACGAGCUGAACCUCCCCCAGCCCUCAUCCUCGGCCUGUCAUUCCAGUCCCCAGCCGCCACAGUGACCACCCCCCCAGAAAGACACAACCACACCGACCCCCUCUGCCCCCCUCACAUAUACCUAGGGUUGCAAAAUUCUAGGAAUAUUCUUGUUAAUUCCCAUACUUUCCCGUUAAUUCCCAUGGAAAGUUUCUAAUGUGGAAUAUUUCCAAAAUUCCCCAGCUUAACUUCCCAUGGAACAAAAAGUUUCAGGAAAAUUUCCAGAAAUUUUCCAGCCCUUUGCAACCCUACGUAUACCUACAUGUGUGGUUCUCUCUGCAGGUCCUCUUAUCUUCCACACUCCAUUAAUCUUCACACCCUUAGCCUGUACUUCAGUGAUUCAUCUCCAAACUCUUUGGCCACAUUACAGUGAUUAAUGGCUGAACUCGCUAGCCAUACUUUGGUUAUUUAUUUCCAGGCUUGUUGUCGGUACCCGAAUUAAUUAUCUCCAAACACACUGCCUAUGUAUGAUGAGUAUAUUUCAAAACUCAUUGACCAGGGCCCAGAUUUCCCGCGUUCAGUCUCAUGGGACAGCCCUCCGAAAUGCCAAGCCAGUCUGAGAUGUGCCAGUGUUCUGUUCCAGCCAUAUCCUGAAACACAACAGGACCAGAAUGCAAUCGCUGUUGAUCUUCCAUGGUUUGUUUUGUAAUUGUCCAGUAAUUCCUCAUGAAAUCACAAGUGUAUGUACCGCUAUUGUAUUGCUGACUAUCAUGACUAAGUAAUAUCUUAUAUAAUAUCAUAUAUACCAUAUGAGUCAAAAAUAGGUUUUCUAUAUCAUUUUAUGUCAUAUUUGUCUGUAAAUAUUUGAAAACGAAACAAAAAACACAUUAUAUACUCAAUGAAACAUGAGGAUCAAGGUGGUGGGUCAUUAUCUGGCUAAACUAUGCAGGACUUUCCUGCUCAAUCAGCUGUAAUCCUGAUGGAAUGUUGGAGUAAGGUAGGUUGUUUUAGGCUGCUGUUGAUUUUGUAAAGACCAUUAAUACUGUCACCGGCAAAGCAGACCCAGACCGUGAUCUGGCCUCCUCCAAGCAUCACAGUGGGAACCACUCAUGCAUAUCGCAUCACUUACAUCUUAUAGCAUCUUACAAAUGCACAGCAAUUAGCAAUUAACACCACCUUCAACUACUGUUAAUAGACAACUGUUUGCAGUUCAAUUCACUGAUAAUUAUGGUUUCAAUUAGGUGUAAUGAAACUUAAUGUUACUUAUCUAGUGCUACAUUUAUCUCCUCUUAACGAGUAAGUACAUUAGAUAAGUUCAUUAAUUCGUAGAACUAAUGGAUAAGUAGUGAUAAGUCCUCAGGUUGUUUUUACUCGAACAAACCUUCUUAUUGGUCCAUUAGAAUCACUAUUACCAGUAUCUAGUGGGUAGAUAAUGAUUAUGUACAUUAUAAAGUAAUGGUUAACUAAAGUUUUUGGUUAAUAUGUUAAGUGAGAAUUGGUUCAUGGUUAAUUCAGAGCAUAAUAGUAUAUUAUCUGUGACUCCUGAAGUCAUAUUUACCCCUCCUAAUUGCUGGACAAAUACAUACCAAACUGUGUAUAUAUCUGUAUCAUUUUGUCUUUGAGCAAGACUCCCACCCAAACAUAAAGAUAUGAAAAUUACAGCCAGGUACAAUCUCAGUGUCUCAGGUCUCUGCCGCUCAGCUGCCUACCCCGUGCUGUUAAUAUACAAGCCAUGACGCCCAGUUGCUGUUCAAAAGAGGUUUAUUGUAGUUGUACUUUUAUAUGUGUACAGAAAUAUAAAUAUCUGCUUUCAUCAACAAAGCUCAGAAUGGUUAUGCAGGGAGUGCAGAACACAGAGCUGAACUCAAAUGGCCUGCAGACCAUAUUAAUAAUCGCUAAAUUCUUUGAACUGCUGAAGAAGGGUCACUUUAAACCUUAAUGUUGUUCCUCUUAGCUCAUCUCUGGAGCUGCGACGGCAAACAGAGUUCAGGUCUAUUACAUGUGAACUAUUGUGUACAGCAGUUUCCUUUUGUGUUGCCUUGAAGCUCAGUGUCUCUAGAAUUCAGAAUGAACUUGACUGUUCUUCCAUUAUCUCCAUCAGAUACAUUGAACUUUGUGAACAUUCUGGGUCAUUGCGACUGUUCAGGGCUUUUUAUUUGUAUCGUCUCGAUCAGAACAAAAGCUGAAACACGAUGGUGCAGAAAAUGGGGCAAAACAAAUAGAGCAUAGAGAUUUACCAAUCAUGACUGAAAGUACCGUACAUAGAUAUGGUAGGCUAAUAUAUCAUUACUUGAGACUUCCAUUACAAAGAAGAUUCCUGUAUAAAGUACAUUUUUAUUCCUUGCUGUCCUUGGAAUGCCUGUUAGUCACGCUUGCUGGUGUAAGAGCAUUUUGGCUAAUAAUAAUGUUUAAUAAAGACAUUAAUUCACAUUGAGUUGCUCAGUUUAUACCCAUUUUUUUCAUUUUGAUAAUUGUUGGACACUGUUACCGGGGAGACAGAACCGAUAGACGCAAGCAUUCAUGGAGUGACUUCUGAAUAUAAACUGUUCAGUCUAUGGUGGUUUUUUUCUGCCGCAUGGAAUCUUUGCGCAUAUAUUUAUAGAUAUAUAUAUAUGUAUAGUGUGUACAUGUAUCUAAUAUGGAGGGUUUGUUGGUGUUACUGUGGAAACUGUGGAAAACAUGAAUGCCAGUAUAAAAGGCCGUAUGCUCUGGUAAUGCAGAGUUUCUUCAGAAACCAAGCAUGCUCUGAGGAGACUGUUCUCCACACCGUGCCUCUGCAUGUGGAUCUGUCCUCUGACCUCUAUACCAAAUCUGUACGAUACUUGUAUAGCAUCGAAACGUCCAGUCCUUUUUUACAUCGGGUUGCAUGUCGCUUCUCACAAAGUUGAAGGCGAUGGUAAACCUUUCCUGUCUCACAACCACGCGUCAAAGUGCAUUGAGCUGCACAGAGUAUGAACAGAUUUGCACGGAACGGCACAUUUGGUGCACUACAAAUGCUUUGUCAUGCAUCGAUCUGCUUGAUAAUAGCAUAUUACACCGUGAGGCCAAGUAUGUUUACCUUAAGCAUAAAGAUUAUAAUAGAAGCUUAGGUGGAUCAAUGAGCAGAAUUUUUUAUCCAGGGAGAAAUUUCAUUUGGAACAUACCAAAUAUUUAUCAAAUGUCACCCCCUUGAGGGAAGUCUGCUUGAUAUACAUUUGGUAUGUCAAAUAAUUGUUAGCACUUGUGUAUUUCAGAGAUGUUGUGCUUAUACGGGUAUGGGUUUCUAUUUUAAUCUCUCAUGAGGUAAAAUACAUUACUGUGUUUUAUAGAACUAUCCAUAGGUCUAAUAAAUUAACUUGGUUACAGUUCAAUCUUGUAAAGUUAGUCUUACAUGGUUAUUAGGCUAAAAUAUCACUUGUGCACAUACCACAAGGCUAUCAUUGUGUAUAGAUUCAAAUAUAUUUUGAAACGUCUCAUGGAAACUGUACUUAGAUGUGAAACCAAGACUUCUAAGUUCUUAUUGUGGCAUCUAAAUAUGAAGUUUAUUUGUGAAUUUGUGAAUCAUUACAGGACUGCCUUUUUAUUUCUGAUAUUUACCAUGUUAAUUUCUCAAUAAACAUGGUGAAUAAACACAGUUUCUCACAAUCAUUUUAAUAGUUGUUAUUGUAUAAUUUUAAGAAUUUAUUGUUAGCAGGUGUUAAGUGUCUCCAUAUUGAUUUUUAGAACAAACAUAAGGGUAGUUUUCAAGAGCUAUUCCCAAAAAAUGUGCCACCUUUUAAAGAGAAUUAUCAGGAUACUAGAUUGGGCCUAUAAAUUUGCAUAACGCACCACUUGUUUUAAAAGUUGUUUAAAUACAUUUUAACAUAUAUCCGCCAAUAAAUGAGGAACAGAUUGUCCACAAAACUGUUUCACUUUUCCAGUAUAUAUGUACUUUUUUCUUUGCUUUUAUGAGUUCAGAAAUGUAUUUGAAAGUGUUUUCUGUUGACAUUGUUUUUUAACAUGACAUAGAUUUUAUGAUCAAAAUAACAUGUAUGCUUAGCAAUUGAUUUUAAUUUACUGUUACAGUAUUUUUUAUUAUUUUUAUUUUUUUUCCAGUGAAUUUGACAAACUUGCAAGCAAACAGGAUCAACCUGAUAUUAAUUUCACUUUGUAUGGUAUUCACUAUGGUUUUGUUUUGUUGUCAUUUUAACUAUAUUAAUGUAGAAAAAUGACCAAGGUCUGAGUGUUUCGAAGGGUUAAGUGUCAUCCUCAUUAGGCUGCUGGAAGCCGCUCUGAGUUCUUUCAUUUUCUCUGUGUGUUAUUUUAUUAUUGUAGUCGCACUUUCAUUUUACUUUGUUCUUGUAUAACUACGACAUAUUUUCUUAAAUGUUGUACUUAAUAAAGUUUAGUUGCAAUUA